Molecule: messenger RNA, 1447 nt
Organism: Impatiens glandulifera
Lineage: Eukaryota; Viridiplantae; Streptophyta; Magnoliopsida; Ericales; Balsaminaceae
Product: transcription factor bHLH143-like
Exons: 4
Coding region: 708-1292 (194 amino acids)
Source: RefSeq, a predicted model, not a curated record
AAGAAGGGUCCAUAAUUCCAUUCAUGCCAAAUUGCUAAUUACCUUCUUUCUCUCUCUCUCUCUAUAUAUAAUUAUAUAUAUAUCUUUCUCUCCUCGCCCGUGCUUUCCUCCUACAUCUCUUCACAAUUAAUUGCCUGCGCCACUCCAGUUUUCUCUCACUAGAUUCUCGAAGAUUGUCAAGGAAUUGAGUUUCUACACGUACGAUUUGAAGAGUGAACUAUGAAGUGGUACAGUAUUUCCAUUGAUGUUCUCCGGAAAGUCAUCAUUCUAAAUAUGUACUUCCAUAUGAUUCUAUAAUCUUCUAUCGGAUUGAAUCGGAGUAUUUAAUUUGCUUAUUCGUCUUCAAUUUGAAUCUAUUGAUCCAAUUUGUAACCGCUGUAUUAGCAUUUUCUUUUGAAUCAGUCAGUCAUUUUGUUAGUUUACCUUUGAGAUCUGAGAGAGUGACUGAUAUAACGGCCUGAGAAGCAGUAGUAAGUAGUGAUGGUUUGCCAAGCAGCUAGAAGAACAACAUUCAGAGCAUUGAAACACGAGAACGGGAUAGCUGGAUGUGCGGCCAUUAUAGUUAGAGUCAUAGCUUGCUUUCAACCUCUCCAGGAUUGCCAGGCAGAAUAUUUCCGUCAAUUGCUUAAGCCGGUUACUUAAAUCAGUUUCGGUGUUUUCAUUUUCAAUUCAAUCUCUUAUUGUUGUUGUUCUCUUCUUCAGUUUUGAUGGAAAAGAGUUUAGGAACCUGCUCUAGCCACCAGCUUUCUGCUUUCAGACCACCACUACCACUACAGGAACCAGAACCGUUUGCUAUCUCUGCAAAUGAACUUAAUAGCGAAUAUCUUGGCUGCUCUUAUCGAUCACCUCAGUUAAUUGAGGCAUUAAAUGAGAAGAUGAAGGUAAACGAAUACCUUCCUGCAUCUGGAUUUCUCCAGAAGAAGAGAUUCCUUGUAUUUGAUCAAUGCGGAAACAGGACAACAUUGGUUUCUCCAGCUUACCUGACUUGGUGUUGGCAUGAUCUGAACUAUAAAAGUGGUACAACAGCUGGAAAUAAUAAUAGUAUUACCUGUUUGUCGUCCGAUCAUAGAGAUGAAUCUGAAGACAAUAAUAACACACACGAGGACACUGAAGAAAUCGAUGCAUUGCUGUAUUCCGAUGAUGAUGAUGGUGAUGAUGAUGAAGAAGCUAGCACUGGCCGAUCACCUAGCUUCACAAGAGGAGACAAUGAAGAAGAAGAAGUUACAAGUUCAGCUAGGUCUACUACUACCAAGAGGAUUAAACUGUCUGAAUCAACUUGGUCUAAGGUCUGAAUCAAUUGUCUUUGGAUGAAAAUGCUAUGUGGUGUUAUACAUCAUUUGUGUCAACUGGCAGCAUUUUUCUUUUACUGAAUGAUGUACAAUACCACAUUGAUAUUUACUCCAUUCACAAUUCUCCACUUUAAUACUACUGCUGGUAACUUAUGAGU